AUGUUGAUUGCUUUAACUCAAGCCCUCUCUUUGGCGGGGGCUGUCUUUGCAUCAGCUCACAUCCCUGGAGACCUUCGUGCUCGUCAAAUCGAUUCAGGACAACUCUCGGCUGCCUAUGACUAUAUUGUGGUUGGCGGUGGGCAGAGUGGCCUUGUGAUAGCUAAUCGUCUCAGCGAAGAUCCCACUAAAACUGUCUUGGUUGUCGAAUAUGGUUAUUUUGACGACUCUCCGGCUCAACUCGAACCUUCUAGCGCGACUCAGUAUCUUUCGAAGAACCUUUUUAAUGCCUCCUCCGUUGCCCAACCUGGUCUCGGGAACAGGCAGGGUAUUGUUUAUGCCGCAUCCGUCGUUGGUGGUGGGUCUACCGUGAACGGGAUGCUAUUUGAUCGCGGUUCUGCUGACGACUACAACAACUGGGAAAAGCUUGGAAACCCAGGAUGGGGGUUCAGUGGACUCCUUCCGUAUUUCAAAAAGAGCGCAACGUUCACCCCACCGCGAGCCGAUCUCGCUGCAGAAUUUAACAUCACCUGGGACAUUCCAAGUGCUUGGGGAGAUGGUCCGAUUCAAGCUACCUUCCCUGAUUGGCAAUGGCCAACUAUCAAGGCCCAGUGGGCAGCAUGGACCGACCUCGGAGUACCUAUCAAUGCUGAAGGUGCAGGCGGUGAUGCCUUCGGUGCUUACUGGGUACCGUCCAAUACCGACCAAAACUACCGUCGCUCGUAUGCACGAAAUGCCUAUUUUGACCCGGCAAAGAACCGUCCAAAUUUGAAGCUCCUCAUUGGUUACCGUGUCAACGAGGUUCUUUUCACUGCUAAUAAGCGGGCGGAUAGUAUCAAAAUCCAGGCUCGGGGGACCGCCAACGGGGCUCCAACUAUUACUGUCAAGGCAGCGCAAGAGAUCAUUCUUUGCGCUGGGUGGAUGCACACACCCCAAAUUCUACAACGCAGCGGUAUUGGCCCGAGCGCUCUUCUUACUCAGGCUGGCAUCCCUGUUCUCGUGGACCUCCCUGGUGUCGGUUCUAAUCUCCAAGAUCACCCAGCUAUUGGCAUCAAUUACCGAUAUCAAACCGACAUUCUUCCCAACCAAGCAUCUCUUUAUACUAACGCAACGUUCCAGGCUUGGGCAGCUCAACAAUGGGCACAAAGGAAAGGACCCUCUUCGAUGGGGGUUGGUAAUGCUUUGGCUACGGUUCCAUUCCCACUUCUGAGCCCGACUUAUCAAACCACCAUCGAUAAAGCCAAAGCCCAAAACGCUGCAAGCUACCUUCCUAGGACGUAUACAACCGAAAAUAUCAACGGAUUUAUUGCUCAACGCGCAUUAAUUCUGGACUCCUUUGGCAGAAAAGACAAUGGUGUCGUCGAAAUCCCAUUCUCUGGUGGAGGAGGUACAUCUCUUGUCCUUGAAAAGCCUCUCAGUCGUGGUACGGUUCUCCUCAACACAGCAGACCGCUAUGCGGAACCGAUCAUUGAUUAUAAUUGCAACAUCAAUCCUGUCGAUAGUGACGUUCUUGUCGCAACAGUCAAGUUUGCUCGCAGGUGGUACCAAGCGCCUAGUCAACAGCGCCUUACCCCGGUUGAGCAAUCACCUGGAACGAGUAUUUCUUCAGAUGCACAGAUUGCUUCUUGGGCCGCCAAUGGUAUGACCCCCAGCACAGCACACGGCUGUGGGACAGCUGCAAUGGCGCCUCGAGAGCAGGCGGGAGUCGUCUCUGCUAAUUUGACCGUAUAUGGCGUGACUGGCUUGAGCGUUGGGGACAUAUCUAUCAUCCCCAUCAUCCCAUCCACACACCCCUGUGCCACUGUGUACGCUAUCGCUGAGAAGGCUGCAGACCUCAUCAAGUCUCGAUAUGAUUCAAGUAUCCCUCCCGCAGGAUCGAAUCCUAUCAGCACGACAACUGUAAUUAGCAGUACCGCGUCAUCAACGACUACCUCUGUGUCUCCUACCUGCACGCCGGUUAGCAAGUAUGGCCAGUGUGAUGGGCAGAAUUACAGCGGGUGCAAAAUCUGUGCCAGUGGAUCGACAUGUCAAUACUCUAACCCGUGGUAUUCCCAAUGCUUGUAA
Messenger RNA from Psilocybe cubensis, 2061 nucleotides. RefSeq lists its product as uncharacterized. Gene Ontology annotation, biological process: secondary metabolite biosynthetic process; carbohydrate metabolic process. Bases 1 to 2061 code for a protein of 686 amino acids. Gene Ontology annotation, molecular function: oxidoreductase activity, acting on CH-OH group of donors; flavin adenine dinucleotide binding; cellulose binding. Lineage: Eukaryota; Fungi; Basidiomycota; Agaricomycetes; Agaricales; Agrocybaceae. The transcript has 7 exons. Gene Ontology annotation, cellular component: extracellular region. The record is from RefSeq and is a predicted model, not a curated record.